GAAUUUAUUUCAGUCGACAUAAAAAGAAAGAAAAAGAAACAAGAAUAUGUUUCUUUCAUUACACAAUGGACAUACCGUAUUUCAAGAUUCCAUAUCAUUUGUAUGGUUGUUAUAAGUUGAAGAAAUAUACGGUGGAAAAACGGGAAAAUCUGAAAAUUUACAGAUAUAUUUAUAAUUUAACUACACAGCCACUUGUAUAACAUAUAUUGGAGAAAUAUAUAUAUAUAUAUAUAUAUAUAAAGAAAAUAUGUAGAUGGAGUCAUGAGGGUUCAUGAAGAUGAGAUUGUAACUUUGUAAGAUUGUAAGGCCAAAUGAAUUAAGGUGGCCCAACCAACCAUCUUCUUAUUAUGCAAAUUUCUUGAUAUUCUACCUCGAAAUUCAAACUUAUAAUUAAUACUGAAAUUUUAUAACCCAAUAUGAAACCACAUAACUUUAUGAUUUUUUCUUCAUAUUACUAAACCAUAUGUAUAUUACCGACUUUUAAAUUCUUUUGUCAGCACUACUAUCAGUUUUGGAUAAUCAAAGUCUAAUGUGUUGAGAAUUUAUUCCAAACAUAACAUUGUGUAUGAAGCUGUUUUUUUACCAAUACAUAUUGUUAGAUAGGAAACAAUUAAGAAGUAAUAUUUUAUUGUAUUCGAUUUCAUGCUUAUACGCUUUUUAGAUACUUCAAUAUUUUACUAAUUUUCCUAUGAAGAAAAGAUGAAACUGCACUAAAUAAUCACACAUUAGAAAUACUAUUUUACCUUUUCAAUAUUUUACUCUUCUCCAUUUAUGUUUCUCUUCUCUUCAUAAUGAGAAAAUUUCAACCUUUAUAUGAAACCAUGAAUCUGCAUAAAUAAAAUAGAACUAUAAUAAAUAUAAGUGUACAUAAAUUUGAGUGUUAUUCAAUAAAUAAAAACUUUAAUUAGUUUAUAAUGAAUAUAAGCCCUUAUAUAAUUCUAGUCUUGUUAACAAAUAUUUUAAGAUUUGUUUAGUAUUAUUCAAUUUAUUAAGUUUCAAAUUCUAUUAUUUGUUAGUAUGAUUAAAUGCUAUGUGAAACUUAUGGUUAAUAUCAUUUCAAGAUAAUUUAAUAGAAAAUUCAAAUAAAAGUGUAAAUUAACUCAUUUUUACCUUUAAAUGAAAUUUUACAAUCUUUUGCAAGUUUUCACUAGAUUUCUUAACUCCAAUUAUCAAAAGAAAAACCAGACCGAAUUGGAAUGUCAUCAUUCAUAGAUAUAUCAGUAUUAAUAACAAAUUAAUAAAUCAAUUCAUAUGACGUAGAUUGUGGACCAGACCAGUCCAGUCUUACCAACUUAAUAAGAUCCGAUUUACUUCAAUGGUAAACAUGAAAAAGAAAGAAAAAUAGACAAUUUUACAAAAAGUCAAACUAUUUGACACACUUUUAUAUAAUUGGCUGAUAAUCAUAAAUGAAUAUAAGUUCUUAUAUAAUUCUAGUCUUAUUAAUAAAUCAUUAAUUUUUUUAAAAAAUUGUUUAGUACUAUUCAAUUUAUUAACUUCUGAAUUCUAUUAUUUGUUAGUGUUAUAAAUGUUAUGUGAUAUGAUAGUCAUGGUAAAGAUCAUUUCAAGAGAAUAUAAUAGAAAGUACUAAGAAAAGUGUAAAUCAAAUCAUUUUUAGCUUUAAAAUGACAUUUUACAAUCUUCUGCAAGUUUUUAUUAGAUUUCUUGAUUCCAAUUACCAAAAUAAAAAUCAAACCGAAUUGGAAUGUCACCAUUCAUAGAUAUAUCAUUAUUAAUAACAAAUUAAUAAAUCAAUUCAUAUGAUGAAGAUUAUGGACCAGAUUAGUUCAGUUUUACCAACUUAAUAAGAUCUGAUUUAAGAAACCGGUUUGCUUUUCUAUGGUUGACAUGAAAGAGAAAAAAAAAUAUUUACAAAAGAAAUAAGAAAACUAGUUGACAGGUUGAUAUUUUCCCCAUUUUAUUGACUUUUAGAAUGUCCAAAAACCAAACAAAAGACUUCUGUUUUGUUUGUUCUUCGUAAUUAAAAAAAAAAAACAUUUUCUUCAUCAAAUAAUUUGUCUCUUUCUCCGAAUCAACCUCAAAGCAAGUACCUUCUCCCUCUCAAUUUUGUGGGUUUUUCAUUUAUAGUGGGAUUCGACGUUGACAGAUUCUACAUAAAAGACAUUGAUCAUACAGACAGAGAGAUGGAAGAUUGUUAGCUAAUUGUAAUCUAGAGAGAGAGAGAUGGGAGGUUGCGUGUCGACGCCGAAGAGCUGUGUGGGAUCGAAGAUGAGGUCUAAGCGAAGGAAGAGUCGUAAAAGACGCAAGCUUCAGAGGAAAAGAGCCGCCGGAUCAUUUGACAAUCUCGAUCAUCCUCCCAACAACUUGCCCACUCCCAGUUUCAGAGUAAGUGGAGAAGAAGCAUGGUUUGAGUCCAAUGCAGCCUUUGAAACAGAUUGUGAUGAUGAUUUCCAUAGCGUCACUGAAGAUAGCUUGUCUUUAAACGGAGGUGAGCGUGCAUCAGUCUCCAGUACUAUAACCACAUCAUCAACAGGAGACUCUGACUCAAACGAAUCCAUGUCCCAGUCGAAAUCUGACACAAACCAGCCUGAUUCCAUUGAUUCAUCAUCUGCAGACGAAGGAGGACACUUGCCUAAUAACUGUUUGCCUUGUCUGACUCCAAUAAGUGUUGUUCCUUGUGUUGAAAAAGGAAGGUCUCUUAGCUCUAGCCCUCCAAGCUCCAGGAAAAAAGCGUCUCUUAAACUAUCUUAUAAAUGGAGAGAAGGUCAUGCUUCAGGAGCCUUGUUUCUUUCUAAACUACAGUUGAAGAGACCAGUAGCUGGUUCUCAGGUCCCUUUCUGUCCAGUCGACAAGAAAAUGCUAGACUGUUGGACAACCAUCGAGCCAAAUAGCUUCCGCGUUCGUGGCAAAACAUAUCUAAGGGACAAGAAGAAAGAGUUUGCAGCUAGCCAAGCUGCUUAUAACCCUUUUGGUGUCGAUGUUUUCUUAUCAGAACGUAAAAUAAACCAUAUCGCACAAUACGUCAAGCUUCCCGUAACUACCGCAUCCGCAAAACUCCCAUCUCUCCUUGUUGUUAAUGUUCAGAUUCCAUUGUAUCCAACUACGAUCUUCCAAGGCGAAACUGAUGGAGAAGGAAUGAAUAUUGUUUUGUACUUCAAACUUUCGGAUAAUUAUUCAAAGGAGCUUCCGCUUCAUUUUCAAGAAAGCAUUCAGAGAUUAAUAGAUGAUGAGGUUGAGAAAGUUAAAAGCUUCCCUAUGGAUACAACCGCGCCUUUCAGAGAACGGCUGAAGAUAUUGGGACGUGUUGCCAACGUGGAUGAUCUGCAUUUGAGUGGUCCAGAGAAGAAGCUGAUGCAGGCUUACAACGAGAAGCCUGUUCUUUCGCGUCCGCAGCACGAGUUCUACUCGGGUGAAAGUUACUUUGAGAUUGAUAUUGAUAUGCAUAGAUUCAGUUAUAUAUCCCGGAAAGGGUUUGAAACAUUCAUAGACAGACUCAAGAUCUGCGUUCUUGAUGUUGGCCUCACAAUUCAGGGUAACAAACCAGAGGAGCUACCAGAGCAGAUUCUGUGUUGUGUCAGGCUAAAUGGGAUUGACUUCAUGAACUAUCAUCAAUUAACUCAAGAAGUAUAACAUUUUUUUUCUCCUUCUUUGUUUAGCUUACAAACUACAUACAAUUCUAAACGCAUCCCUUUAGAACACUCCAAGAACACAAAAAAAGGGUGAUGAUUUUAAAGUGAAUAUAUAAAAUUUUAUGAGUCUUUUA
Messenger RNA from Brassica rapa (field mustard), 3721 nucleotides. RefSeq lists its product as uncharacterized. Lineage: Eukaryota; Viridiplantae; Streptophyta; Magnoliopsida; Brassicales; Brassicaceae. The record is from RefSeq and is a predicted model, not a curated record.